AGCUGCGCGCGCAUACCCCACGCGGCGUUCGGUCCCAGGGCGGCGGCUGGCGAGCGGUUCUGUCGCGGUUCCAGACCCAUCCCGCUUCCCGUCAUGGCGCUGCACGUGCCCAAGGCCCCGGGCUUCGCCCAGAUGCUGAAGGAGGGCGCGAAGCAUUAUUCUGGAUUAGAAGAAGCUGUGUUUAGGAACAUCCAGGCAUGUAAGGAGCUUGCCCUAACCACCCGUACUGCUUAUGGACCAAAUGGAAUGAACAAAAUGGUAGUCAAUCAUCUGGAGAAACUUUUUGUUACAAAUGAUGCUGCAACGAUCUUAAGAGAGCUGGAGGUCCAGCAUCCUGCUGCCAGAAUGAUUGUAAUGGCUUCCCAUAUGCAAGAGCAAGAAGUUGGAGAUGGAACAAAUUUUGUCCUUGUUUUUGCUGGGGCUCUUCUUGAGCUAGCUGAAGACCUUCUGAGAAUGGGAUUAUCAGUUUCUGAGGUGAUAGAAGGCUAUGAAAAGGCCUGCAAGAAAGCCCUAGAAAUUCUUCCUGAUCUAGUAUGCUGUUCUGCAAAAAAUCUUCGAGAUGUUGAAGAAGUAUCAUCUUUGCUGCACACCUCAGUAAUGAGCAAGCAAUAUGGCAAUGAAGUCUUCCUGGCCAAUCUUAUUGCUCAGGCAUGUGUGUCUAUUCUUCCUGAUUCUGGUCAUUUCAAUGUUGACAGUAUCAGAGUGUGUAAAGUUUUGGGCUCUGGUAUCUCUGCCUCUUCAGUACUUCAUGGCAUGGUUUUUAAAAAGGAAACCGAGGGAGAUGUGACUUCUGUCAAAGAUGCUAAAAUAGCUGUUUAUUCCUGUCCUUUUGAUGGCACAAUAACUGAAACCAAGGGCACUGUGCUGAUAAAGAAUGCUGAAGAACUGAUGAGUUUCAGCAGAGGAGAAGAAAAUCUAAUGGAGCUGCAGGUUAAGACCAUUGCUGAUGCUGGUGCAAAUGUAAUAGUAACAGGUGGCAAAGUGGCAGAUAUGGCACUUCAUUAUGCCAACAAAUACCAUCUGAUGUUAGUCAGGUUGAACUCAAAAUGGGAUCUCAGGAGACUCUGUAAAACUGUUGGUGCAGCUGCUCUUCCUAGACUGAUUCCACCUACGCCAGAAGAAAUGGGUCAUUGUGAUAGUGUUUACUUGUCAGAGGUUGGGGAUACACAAGUUGUUGUGUUUAAGCAUGAAAAGGAAGAUGGCUCCAUAGCUACUAUACUUAUCCGUGGAUCUACAGACAAUUUAAUGGAUGAUGUAGAGAGAGCAGUAGAUGAUGGUGUUAAUACUUUCAAAGUACUCACUAGGGACAAGCGUCUUGUCCCUGGAGGUGGUGCAACAGAAAUUGAGUUGGCCAAGCAGAUCACGUCCUAUGGAGAGACCUGUCCUGGGCUAGAUCAGUAUGCUAUCAAGAAAUUUGCUGAGGCCUUUGAAGCCAUUCCCCGAGCACUGGCAGAAAAUUCUGGAGUAAAGGCUAAUGAAGUUAUCUCCAACCUGUAUGCAGUGCAUCAAGAAGGCAACAAAAAUGUUGGAUUUGAUAUUGAGGCUGAGGUUGCAGCUGUGAAGGAUAUGUUGGAAGCUGGUGUGUUAGACACAUACCUUGGAAAACACUGGGCCAUCAAGCUGGCUACAAAUGCUGCAAUAACUGUGCUCAGAGUAGAUCAGAUCAUCAUGGCAAAACCGGCUGGUGGACCCAAACCUCCAUCGGGAAAGAAAGAUUGGGAUGAAGACCAAAAUGAUUGAACAGUUUAAUUGUACUUCCUAAAUAAAAUAGGGUUGUGUGUGUUUUGUAGUACUCCAGUUGGGGCAUGUUCUGAUGUCUUAUUCCUCACAUUAAGUUAUGAGACUGUCUAGUAAAAAGUGCAGAAUCUCUACCACUUCAAUAAAUGCACUUGCAAUAUAAAA
Molecule: messenger RNA, 1902 nt
Organism: Gavialis gangeticus (Gharial)
Lineage: Eukaryota; Metazoa; Chordata; Crocodylia; Gavialidae
Gene: CCT8
Product: chaperonin containing TCP1 subunit 8
Exons: 15
Coding region: 94-1740 (548 amino acids)
Biological process (GO): protein folding
Cellular component (GO): chaperonin-containing T-complex
Molecular function (GO): ATP hydrolysis activity; ATP-dependent protein folding chaperone; ATP binding
Source: RefSeq, a predicted model, not a curated record